Monodelphis domestica (gray short-tailed opossum) is the source of this 4734-nucleotide messenger RNA. RefSeq names its product paired related homeobox 2 (gene PRRX2). NCBI's taxonomy places the organism in Eukaryota, Metazoa, Chordata, Mammalia, Didelphimorphia, Didelphidae. Gene Ontology annotation, cellular component: nucleus. Gene Ontology annotation, molecular function: RNA polymerase II cis-regulatory region sequence-specific DNA binding; DNA-binding transcription factor activity, RNA polymerase II-specific. Gene Ontology annotation, biological process: regulation of transcription by RNA polymerase II. The record is from RefSeq and is a predicted model, not a curated record.
GGAGGGAAGAGGUGGGAGGGAGAGACUAAGGAAAGAGGUUCCCUUCAAGAAGGGGCGUGUGGUGAGAGGAGAUUGUGUUUUUUAACAACCUCUGGGAGAAAGCGAAGGAGCAAGAAGAGGAAAGAGGGAGAAAAAGUUUGUUUUCUCAUAGAGUCAGCACGAGGCGGAACAAGAGUUAGAAAAAGUGAAGGGAGUGCACGGGGACAGAGUUGGGGGCGAGGUUUUUAAAAAGCGUAUUUCGGGGAGAGGCUCCGGGUGGCCCGAGCUCCGUAGCCGCGCGGCUCGGAGGCGGCAUGGACAGCCCCAGCGCCCCGGCCGCUGCCCCGGCCGCCCCCUCUGGCGCCUUCGGAAUGGACAAGGCGUUCGGGCCGCAGCAGCCCCUGGGUGGCCGACUCCUGGAGCCGGGGGACUGCGCCCAGGCCAGAAAGAACUUCAGCGUCAGCCACCUCCUGGACCUGGAGGAGGUGGCGGCCGCGGGCAGGAACGGAGGUCGCGAGCCCCGGGCCGAGCCCCGGGAUGGCAGCCGGGGGCUUCAGGAGCCGUCCGGGGGGAGCAGCGGCAGCGAGGCGGCGCCCCAGGACAGUGAGUGCCUCAGCCCCAGCAGAGGGGCUGCCAAGAGGAAGAAGAAACAGCGGAGAAACCGAACCACCUUCAACAGCAGCCAGCUACAAGCUCUGGAACGGGUGUUCGAGAGGACGCACUAUCCUGAUGCCUUUGUCAGAGAGGAGCUGGCACGGAGGGUCAACCUGAGUGAGGCCCGGGUGCAGGUAUGGUUCCAGAACCGAAGGGCGAAGUUCCGACGAAAUGAGAGAGCCAUGCUGGCCAACAGAUCUGCCUCGCUCCUCAAGUCUUAUAGCCAGGAAGCCGCCAUCGAGCAGCCCAUGGCCCCCAGGCCAACAGCCCUGAGCCCAGACUAUCUGUCCUGGACAACCACUUCUCCCUACAGCUCAGCUGCUGGCAGCUCUGGGCAAUCACACCCUCCUGCCAGAGAUGCACCGGCUGAUGGGGGCUCCAGAGCCAGUUGCGGGGGCAGCUCCACGCCUGUACAGAACAUCGAGAUGGGCUUGCCGCACGGUGCCAUCCUACAGCCCCGGGGGGACAGCCACUCCCACUCAGGGGGUCAACAUGGCCAACAGCAUCGCCAGCCUCCGUCUCAAAGCCAAAGAGUUCAGCCUGCAUCAGAACCAGGUGCCCACAGUGAACUGAAUGAUUCUCAGCAGCCCUCAGUCAGGACUAAGCUACCCUUUUCUUAAAAAAAAAAUUAAAAAAAGAAAAAACACAAAAAUGUUUUUAAAAGAAAAAAAUGAGAACAAAAGGGAGGAGGGAAGGAAAGGAAAACGAGCCCCACUCCACUCUCCACAGUGCCAGAAUGGUUGUGCCUGCCCUCAACAGAAAGGCUGGUUAAGAAAGGAGCCUUCAGAGACAUCCAAGGACACUCUCUCCAACCCAAACUCCUUGCUUUUGGCUGCUGAGGACAGCAGGGCCCAGGCCCAGCCUCUUCCACCCUCUGUCUCUAUUAGCCUCACUCAUGAGCAUCUGAUGCUGUCAAGCCAGGAAGGAGGAGGGGACUUACGUGAACAGAGUUUCUGUUUGAAAAUACAAAAGCUUGAGUUCUUAAAUAAAAAACAAUCUGGAAAGGAAUGGGAAAAAAAAGGAAAAAAAAGCUAUAAACAGAACCAAAGGUGAUGAUUUGCGAUGCAGAAUAUGAACUGGUACCAGCUGAUGAUGGCUAUUCAAGAUCCAUUUUGGUUCCUAAAACUAGGGGGAUUUUAGCAUCAAAUGUCCAGCAGCCCUCAGGGCCACAGUCAGCAUGAACCAGUGGCCAUAGCCAUGCCCUUCUAUGACAUCAUUAUGCCAGCUGGUGUACCUUGAUCUAUACACAGGCUGAAGUUUGCCUGUUUCCACAGGACAAAUGGUGAAAUCCAACUCCAUGGUUUGGGCCUUGGACAACAAUGCGCACUCCUAGUAUAAAAGUACCUAGUGGUGGUGGUGAAAGUCAAGAGAGAAGAGAUGGACUGGGACUUUUUCCCGGGGGAGCUCUCCCAGGGUUCCGGCAGAUUUUCUAAGGCAAGAAUGUCAGAAGCUAUGUGAUAGGGUAAAAGGAGCCUGGUUCUUGGAAACAGUGGUUCUGGUUCCCUUGUCACCACACCACCAUUUGAGCUGUGUCACCCUGAACCAUUGUCACAACCCCCCUGGCUGGACCACUUCUUUUCCUGCUUAAGGGCAGGCUGGACUAGAUAAAUCCAGGAUUGCUGUCUAGCUCCAAGACCAGAGGUCCUCCAUGAAUAUAGGAGGCUCAGCCACACAGAUGCUGUGAACAUGGGACUGUUGGUGUUUCUCCUUUGCCCUCACACACUUUCCCCCCCAUAUUUCCAGUCUUCCAGAUGACAGCUGGGCCAUUCUUCCUUCUACCAACCAACAUUACCCUUCAUUAAUUUGACAAACCAGCAGUGACCAUGAGGGGAGGAGAGGCACAGAAAUAGCAGGGUCAUUUCUCUCAUAUCCAGAAACUUCUCUUUGCUGCCUAUGUAUGGCCUCCUCUUCCCUCUCAACCCUCCUUAGUCAAUGAUUUGAAGGAAGAAGGACUGAAUGGGAGUGGGGUCUAGGCCAGGAUCUUUUCUGGGGACUUAGAAGAGCAAUAAAUCAGGGGCCAGGAGGUCUGGUUCCAACCCUGCCUCUGUCACUUCAUACUUGAUUUGACUUUGGCUAAGGAACUCUCCUUGUCUGGUCUUCGGCAUUUCCAUCUGUAAAAUGGGGUGAUGUCUAAACUUCCUCCUAAUGAGAUCUUUAAGAUUCUGGGGUUUGAAUCUUGGGCCAGGAGACUAGAAGCUUUGUCCCUAUCAGCUGGUUCAGCUGGAGAAGGUGGGGCAGAACAUGACAGGGUACUUUGAAAGAACCUCACUUUCAAGAACACAGAACUUCAGGUAUCUCGGUGAAUUUCCUCAAAAACCUGCAUGGAAAUAUGCUGUAUACAACUUGGGCAAAAUCCAUUCUGAAAACAUCAUCUCUUGAGAAAACAGGAGAUGCCAAACCACAGGCAGGUCUGGGAUUAUAGAUGGGUGGUCACGUAUGACGUGGGAUUGAAGGGGCAUGGACCAAAAAUAUCUCUGCAGAUCAUUCAUGAAAAGAGAAGAGAAGAUGGGGAAAAAAGGCAAGAGACUGAAAUUCAACUAUAGGACUUUUGCCUGCCAGCCGAGGCAGUAGGGGGCCAUAGAAAACUGCAUAUGGGGGUUCAGAAACUAAACAACCUCUCCCUGACAACCAGCCCUAGAGAGACCACCCAGCCCAGACCCACCCCACAUCUGUUCUUGCACACAAAAACAGAGGUUUGGGUUUUUUUUAAUUGCAUAAAACACAUUUAUUUCCCUAUAGAUGCUGCUACAUUACACCCAGAGCUCAAAUGGUUUACUAUGUGCAGGCAAAGGAGGGCAGAGUCAGGAGAGCCCCACAUUGUUCAAUAAUAGCAAGCCUGAAAUAUCCUCGGAGGCAUUCACCCCACCGGAGAACAGGGAAAAGCGGACAAAGCAGGCAGUCAUCCACUUGGAAGAGACUGAGGAUAACAGGAAUUCCCGAAAGCAUUGUCCCCAGCCCCAGGGUCAGGGCUCACUCUCUGAAAUCCCACCAUUGGCACUCGGUCCCUUUGGGUUAAACAUGGCUCUCUCUGGACUUCUCUUAAGGUGCAAAUAUCCCUGUGAGGCCUUGGGCCAGAUAUUAAGUAACAAGUACCUGGGUGUAAAUUAGUUUAUCCGAAGCUUCCUUCCUUGGGGAAAUCUGAGCCCUCUGAGGGCUUGGAGCUGGGGGAAAAGGGAAGUGAGGAGCUUAAAGGAAGAAAAGAAGGAUGAGAGAGAAAAGUGGAAGAUACUAAAGAACAUGUAAGGACUCUAUAACUUCGCUCGAGGAUUUGGAGGUGGAGGAAGGAAUAUGGGACCCAAAUCGCCAUCAGGCACCUUAAUCACAGCUUACAUGCAAACAUGGCCCCUGCAGAGAGGGCCUUAGCAAGAGGCACCCGCAGCUUCUUCUUCAAAGACAGGUUGUCUUGGGACUAAUCAACCCAGACUUCACACAGCUUUGGGACCAACCACUCAAGGAAAGGAAGGUUAGCUUUACCACCUGCCUGCACUGCCCCCAGGUGGCCAGCAGAUGGCCCAACAGAACACCCAAAGGGGCCUUGAGGAACAGAUUGCCAUUUAAACCUCCUUUCCCCAUGGGAACAGAAAAGCUACAAGAUGAGGGCCCUCCCAGGUAUCCCAGGAGGUGGUUAAGGUCUCUGAGUUUAGGGAUGGGUGCCCAGCAGGCAGGGGCAGUGCAGGCAAAAGAAGGAUGUUUUCUUUGCUCUUUUUUUCUUUUUUCUUUUUUUUGGUGGAGAAAAUAAAGGCCUUUUCUGGCACUGCUAAGGGCGAGUUAGAUGGAAUCGGCAGGGAAGGCAUGUUUUGUGAGGGCCUGGAAUCCUCUCUGAACACGAAACUUGUAUUCAUGAGAACCUCCGUCAGCUUUGGAAAAAGCCGUGGGGGCUCGAUUCCCAUGGAAAGCUCCUGGCUCUCAGUCAUACCACAAGGAUAUAAAUGUCACUUCCGCCGUGAGUGCACUAAUGAAAAUAAACCAGUUUAAUAGUUUACAGAUGCCUCUCUGGAAACCCAAAAGGGAGAGAAUAAGGAUCUCUCUCUCUUUCUCUCUCUCCUCCCUCCCCCUUUUUUAAAAAAGAAAAACAAAAUGAAUUAAAACAUUUGCUCUUGA